Messenger RNA from Drosophila grimshawi, 6844 nucleotides. RefSeq lists its product as uncharacterized. Lineage: Eukaryota; Metazoa; Arthropoda; Insecta; Diptera; Drosophilidae. The transcript has a single exon. The record is from RefSeq and is a predicted model, not a curated record. The coding region runs from base 17 to 5341 and encodes 1774 amino acids.
AAAAUUAACAACAAUUAUGAAUGACGAGGUAGAAGUAAAAACAACUACAAAUACAUCCAUUGAGGAGGAGGAGGAGGAUAAUACAACGGUUAAGGAUAUGGCAGAUAUGGCACAGACUAUGACAAAAGAUAAUAAUGAUAAUUGCGACGUGCUCAAGUCACAAAUAUUUCUCACACAAUUACCGAAAUUGAUAACAAUUUCAAAUGACGCGUCUGAGCCUACUAUUUUAUCCAGUUAUGAGGUCAAAGAGACAACCAAAUAUUAUUGUAUACAGGCGAGUCAAGUGCUGGAAUAUCCACAAUUGGAGAAGCCAACAGAGGUAGUGCCUGUGUCACAAAAUGAGGCAACAACAACUGAGGCGAAUCCCAAAGAAAUAAUAACAACAACUGAGGAAAAUACUACAACCAGCGACAUAGUUGAGGACGAUGAGGAUUAUGUUACCGAAUCGGAACGCGAGGAUUAUGAGAAUGCUUCCGAUGAGUCGGAUAUCAUCUAUAAGACCCUCUACACAACUUAUACAUAUUUGACAACCUUUUUCCAAGCCGAUGCCACAACAAUUUCAAGUCACACUGAAAUUGUGACCAAUAUAAUUACUUCCACUUUGGAUAUGGAAUUGAAAUCGAGCAUUAUCAGUGAGAAUGAAAUAAUUGCGACAACAACGACAAAAGCGACAAAUUUACAAGCGACCAAAUAUAUGAUACCUGAUGACUUAAAGGAGUUGAUAGAUGCUAAUGUUAACAACGAACUAAAGCAUGACUCAAGCGAAUCAAGUCAAAAAACCGAGUAUUUAAAUGAUGUCAAAUACACAAAAACUUUUUACACAACUUUCACUUAUUAUACGACCAUCUUUGCGGAGAGUGAAACGGAGAUAAUGUCGCGAACGGAGGUGUUUACCAAUUACGUAACAGAGCUGGGUGCUCCAAUGACCAGUGUUGUGCAACUGGCCAAAGAAAUAGUAAUAAAUCCAACUGAAACCGAGUCAACUAGCAAUGCUGACAAGCUGGUCACACUGAUAACCGAUGUCAAAUCGAGCAGUUCCAAUGGUGAACAACACUUGAAAAUCAGGGAUGAUAUGGCCGAUGAUCAGAUUAGUUCCGAGAGCAAUACCGAAGAGAUGCUUCCCUCUGCCACCCUCCUGCUGCAGACCAGUUUCACAACAUUCACGUUCUACACUACGAUGUAUGAGCAGGACAGCACUAAUGUGGUUAGUCGCCUGGAAACUGUCACAAAUAUUGCGACGGAAACAUUGCAACCAACCAAAAUGCCGAGUCACGCUGAGGAUGCAACACUGCCCAUCACAUAUUUUACCACAUUCACCUAUUGGACCAAGCUGGCUAAAGAUGGUGAAAUAACAACAAUCAGCAGAGAGGAAACCAUAUCGAAUGUUAUCGAACCAACAAAAAUUUGGACAGAGAAUUCAAGUGAGACUUUGAGUAAGAGUACGACUGCAAAUUCGACUGCGAGUUCGACUGGGAGUCUGGUGAAUUUAAUUACCCAAAAUGCCUCUGAUUUGACCACAUUCUACACGACUUACACUUAUUACACGACCUCAUAUAAGGCGAAUCAGACGGUGACUGAUUCACGCUUCGAGACGAUUGUGAAUGUGAUAACGCCGACGGCAACAAUAAUUUCUAGUGUUGACAGUUUGCCAGUUAGCUCGAUUGUUAUCGAUAAAUCCGAGUUGCUUUACUAUGAUUACAAGCACAUCAUAGAUGCGGAUGGUGUGAGCACUCUCUACUUUACCACACAAAUACAGUCGAGCAUCGAUAGCCAGGGCAGCGCCAUCGAGUUGACCAGCAGCACUUCGAGUCUGCUCGUCGACGAGUCCAAAAAAUUGGAACUCAACUCAGUUGCCAGCUCGUCGCAAUAUAAAACGGGUCUCGUUCGUUUGAUUGAGGGCACUCGCGUUGGCAAUCGCACCACGACGCUCUAUCAAUCAAAAGUUAUCGGCACAAUUAUCGAUAGUCGUUAUGCGCAAAUUAUCGAAAGCACUUCCAGUUUUCUAUUCGAAAAAAACAUUUCGCCAAGCGCAACAAUUGACGAACUAAUUGUGAAGAGCACGAAACAGUUGAGUCAGUUGAGUCAACAGCAAAUUGAGACUGCCACAGUGGAAAGCAGCAUGCACAGCGAGGAGCAGCACGACAACGAUGGCGAUGGCGAUAACGAUAGCGAUGGCGAUAGCAAUUUGUCGUCGCAGAGUAAAAAACGCACCUUUGCCCCAGUUAUACGUCCCUUUGCCUCCCGCAAUCGACCCACCUUUGCACCCAAGCAAAAAACGCUUAGUGCGAGCAGCGCAACAAUAAUAACCCGUUCCGAUAUCACGCCAACAAUAACAGCCACGCCUGCCUUGAAGUCUGUGGGCGGUGCUCGGUACAGCUCCUCGCGGCGCGGUGCCAUCUCCAAUGCGCCCAUAAAUCCGCAAGGAGCUGCCGCUUCCUCAACUCGUCGUCUCUUUGGUCGCCCCUUGAAAUCCUCAGUGGUUGCUCCUGCUAGUGCGGGAGGCCUUAGUUCAUCGGUUGCUGGCAGCACUACCGGCUUUGCUCCGUCCAGAAAUAGAUUUGCUAGCUCAGCACGCAGCGGUACAGCCAGUAGUUCCCGGCGUCUCAGCUCCGGCUCCGCCUCCACCUCCGCUUCUGGCUAUCGUCCGGCGAGCAGCGUGAAUUUUCUCAAUUCCCGCCAGCGCAUAAGACCCACUGCUGCCUUUGGGCAAGCACUACCGGCGUCGACGACGACAACGCCCGCAACUGCAGCAGAGAACGAGCCCAGCGAGGAGGAUGCAUCCACGGAGGAGGAGACUUCGAUUGCCACCGAUGACAAUGAGGAGAAAACGGCGCAGAAUUCGCGUCGCACUCAAAAUCCGCUGCUGCGUUUUCGGCGACCCCUCAAUCGACCCAGUGGCUUUACGCCUGCGACUCGCGUGAGCAAUACCAGCGCCACAAAUGUAUCUGUGCGGAAGAAUCCGCUAGCAAGUCGCGCCAAGGCCGCAACGACAACGACGACGACAACGACUACGGUACGGCCAAGACCGCGCAGCUUUCAGCGACCCACACUGAGUUCGCUGCAGGCGCGCGCACGGCCCCAAAACAAUCUCUUUCCCCCACGAGGUCUUUUCCAGCAGCAACGGGAGAAGGAGAAGACGCAGGCGCAGGAUAAUGAUUCGGAUGGCGAUGCGGACUACGAUGAUGAUGAGGAUGGCGAUGAGGAGGACCAAGAAACCGCUCAAAAUGGAACUAUUCGUCGCCGACGACGACACUCUAACAAAAAGAGCGUUACCCUCUCUCGUAGGCGACGUCAGGUGGAUACUUUAAGUCGCAAUCGGUUUCGCUUUCGUCGCCCCAAAACGGCAACGACCGAGGAGACGCCAGCGGAGGAGCAACUUGCUGAGACGACGACGACGACGCGGAGCAGGCUGAAUGCGCGUUUUGGUUCGCGUUACAAGCAACAGUCUAGCUCGACGGCUGCAACUGCCGCCCAUCGCGCCAUACGCCCCACCAGACCCACUACGGCUCGGGCGCAGUUUACGCUACGCGAAAAGGAUACAGCCGGAAAAAGCAGGCAGGCAGGCGCUGGCAGCUCGGCAAAGUCCAAUUUUAGACGACCGCAGUCGGCACUAAGACGAUCCGGCUCUGGCUCCGGUUCCAGCUCCAACUCCGGCUCGAAUUCUAGCUCCGGCUCCAGCUUCAACUCCAAGUCUGCAAAUGCGCGUCGUUUAAAGAACUACAUCAGCAGUAGCAAUAAUAAUAAUAAUAAUAAUAAUAAUAAUAAUAAUAAUAAUAAUGUAGACAGCCGUACAGCUAGCAAUCCGCGCAGCCGUACCGGCACCGGUUCAGGCACUUCCAGCCGUAAUCGCAACGCAAACCGUAAUCGCAAUCGUAACGAUUACAACCAGGAUGUGGCUUCAGCUGAGCUGGGCAGUGUUGCCAUCACAGUUACCCAUUUGGUGCCCGCUGAAGUGACCGUACCGGUUGUCAACGGUCAGCUGACGGAGUACAAGAAUAUUGUAACAGCCAAGACCAGUUUGGAGGUACUGGCGCCCCAUCAAUACACCCAGCAAGUGGGUAGCAAUGGACAAACCUCGCUCUACCUGGUCCGCGAAGACACCAGCGUAAAUGCGGCGGGUGUCACGGAAUUAACUCGCUACCUGCUGCACGACACACUAACAACGACCGUCACGUUUACCCCGACAACAAUCAGGGGUCGCAAGACCUCGUUUUCACACGUACUACCCUCUACGGUGUAUGGCGUGGAGAGUGUCGUCUCCACGCUGCAGCCACAAAUCGCCGCAAAUGCGCCUCUGGCGAAUAUUCUGCUAUCCCAGCUGCUGUUGGGCAACAUUAAUUUGCCAGCGAAUCCGCUGCUGGGCGCACUAGCGGGUACCCAGCCAGCAUUACCAGCGCUUGAUGCCGCAGUAGCAGCAACAACUGCAGCUGCAGCCGUGCCAGUUACGGAAUAUCGCACACAUACCUCCACUUAUGUGACUACCAUUUAUGAUGGCAAGUCUACGAUUUUGCCCAUUACAUUCCAGGGCAAGAAAAUAUUGACAACUGUUUUCGAUACCACAGCGCAGACGAUAACAGCUACCGAGUACAGUGUGGACACGAUAGUAAAUACCCCAACACAACAAUUUCAGCAACUCCAGCAACAAUCUGGGCAGGUGGCGCAGGUCAACAGUUUGCUGCUGCAACAAUUGCUGUUCCAACAGCAACAACAACAGCAACUACAGCCACAGCAGCAACAAAAUCCAGCGAUUACCAACACUAUUUCGCCACAAAUACUGCUCAACGAUAAUCUGCAAGAUCUGGACGAAAUAACUCCCUACGAUGCACCCAAUAUCGAAGGCAUUAUAGUCGAACAGCAAACGACGAGCAAAAGUCACAAAAAGUCACGAAAACCGGGCAAAAGUCACAAGCGCCAUCGACAACAUAAGGAAGAGGACCGCGAGCACCAUACGGAAAGUAGUGUUGUCACGCUCUACGUAUCUGGCCGUAGACCCGGCGAAUUUAGCACCAUUUUAUCGACUGUUUACAGUAGUUACGAGCAUCUAACUCCCUCCACUUUGCACAAGCGACACGCCCAGCAAACCAUUUCACUCGCAGAGGACCUCUAUGCGUUUGAGGGUAGCGAGCGGGUGCAGAGCUACCUGCCAGCACCAGUGAAUAAAAAUACCCUAGGCGAGUUGGAUCAAACAGCGUCGCUGGAGAGCAUCAUAGGCGAUGUUCACUUGUGGUAUGCCAAGGCCAAGGCUACCCAGGAGCUGAGUGCACCCUCUAGCAGCAGAAGCAGUAGUGCUACCGGGCUUGAGCAGGAGGCCCUAACGCAUUCAAUUUAUUUUUUAGUGUAAAUGACCUCGCUGAGUUGUUCCCACUACAGUUGCAGGUCACAAAACAGCAUUUUGCAACACUAUGUCCACAAAAAAGUACAAUUAAAAAAAUCAAACGUGAAAUUCAGCAAAGCCAACAGCAGCUGCGGCGUUUGCGCAAAAAAGUGCUUGUGCGGCGCAAGCCACUAGUCAACACUAAUAGCAACACUACUAACAUCACCAGCAACUUUUACAAUACUACCAGCAACUACAACAACAAUUUCAUGUCAUUUUCACAGCCAAAGAACAAGCGUGUUGUCAUUUUCAAGCAUAGACUUACAAAUAGAACAAACCAAACAACAGCAAAAAAUAAGCAGUCGACAGCAACAGUGUUGUUAACAACACUAAAAUCAGCUAUACAAAUAAAUACAAUUUUAGCAACACCAAAAACAGAAGCACAAAAUCAGGCAAUAAUGCCCACAGCAAUUUCGACUUUAACAACAUUGAAUAUAACAAAAAUGCCAACUAUACCAACACUAAAAACAACGCAAAUUUCAACAUUAAAAACACCCCCAAUAAAAACUAUUUCAGCUUUUACAACACCAGAAAUAACAACAAAAAUUGCAAAAAAAGCAAUUUCAACGUUACCAAUACCGAUUUUAAAUUUACCAACACCGGAAAUAAUACCCACUGCGCGUAAAAAUGCCACGCGGCCUGGUAAAAGACGCAAGCAAAAGCAACUCAGAAAUAGACGCAAACAAGCAAACAGAGUGUUGGCAACAAGUAAUUCAACCCUUGCGCAUUCUUCAACACUGCAAGUGCAAGUGACCAGCACUGAAUUGUAUACACAAACCUAUACAGUAAUUGUGGAACGUGUUCACAGCGAUCAGCAUGAAAUUAUUGAAUCCCUUUCCACAUUCACCAAAGUGAAGACACGAAUCGUGUCCAUAACGCGAACAACAACCCGGGGGGAUAUUUUAAUAAUGCCCACUCAAAUGCCUUGAAAAAGUGAUGGGAUAUUUUUGUUAUGCUCACAGAAAUGCCCAUCAAAUUACAUUACAGCUACUUUAUAUCUUAGUUAUUCCCUUUGAACCUGCACAAAUGCCCAAAAAAAGCUAAAAGGUAUUAAAUUCCCUUUAAUACAAUUUGGGGAUCUUUUAGUCAUGCCCACAGAAAUGCCCUUUAAUUUGAUUUUAUUGCCUGCUUUAGCUAGCAAGCAAUGGGUAUAAAUAUUUUAGUUAUGCCCACAAAAAUUCCUUAAAAAGCUAAAGCCGAUUAAUUCUUUUAUUUACACAAGCGUGGGUUUCUCAUUUCUCAGCUUUGCCCACAAAAAUGACCUUAAAAUUGCCGGGCUACUUUAUAUUGGACUAUAGCUAGAGGAAAAAAUCGCCCCAAUGGGUAAUUUUAAUUUGAGACAUGGGAUUUUCAUAAAUAGCCGAAGGACAUUUCAGCUAAGCCCACGGAAAACAAAUUUCCCUGGGUACUUUUGAUACUUUUCCCCUUUAAGCUUGCAAUAAAUAAUCAAGUGAGGAUUUUCCAUACCUA